Messenger RNA from Emiliania huxleyi CCMP1516, 1212 nucleotides. RefSeq lists its product as hypothetical. The transcript is spliced from 4 exons. The record is from RefSeq and is a predicted model, not a curated record. Gene Ontology annotation, cellular component: TRAPPIII protein complex. Lineage: Eukaryota; Haptophyta; Isochrysidales; Noelaerhabdaceae. The coding region runs from base 1 to 1212 and encodes 403 amino acids.
AUGUGUCCGUACGUCCGUCGGUCCGCUAUCUCCCUCUUCUCUGUGUUCCCUGCCGCGUCCCUUCGCACCGUGUACAUGCAUGGCCGCGUCCGCACCGCGUCCCGCACCACUUUCGAGGCGUCCUCCGUGUCGUUGUCUCCGAGGGUGUGGUUCGGCUUAGGAGACUUCCUAGCGAUGUCUCAGCCUCCUCCGCCUCCGCCCUCCUCCGAGGAGUCCCUGGUCGCCCUCCGCGUGAUGCGGCUGUGCCGGCCGUCCUUUGUGCAGCAGCCGCCGCUGCCGGGCGCUGCAGUCUCCGCGGCGGCCUCGUCGAGCGGCGCGGGUGGCGUCGGCGACGGCGCCCUGCUGACCGGCUGGAUGGCGCUGCCGCAGUCGUUUGGCGACAUCUACCUGGGCGAGACCUUCUCGUGCUACAUCUCGCUCGCAAACGUCGCCGGCUUUGAGCUCGGCGCGGUCGCGCUCAAGGUGGAGGUGCAGACGCAGCUGCGCGACGUCGGGAUCCACAUCCUGAUCUGCUCCGCCUCGUACAGCGACCGCGAGGGCACGCGCCGCUCCUUCCGCAAGUUUUUCAAGUUUGCGGUGCAGAACCCGCUCUCGAUGAAGUCGAAGACGCACUCGCUCAGCCACUCGGACGAGAUCCUGGUCGAGACGCAGCUGCAGAACGCGACGCCGCACCUCCUCUUCCUCGAGUCGUACCUCCGGCCGGGCGACACGCAGCAGUAUAUGUACCGCCUGACGCCGCGCACGCGACCGAGCGCAGGCGGCAAGCCGGCGAGCGGGCUGGGCCGGAUGGAGGUGAUCUGGAAGGGGGCGAUGGGCGAGGCGGGGCACCUGCAGUCCAACCUGGUGCACCGCAAGUCGGCGCCGAGCAGGCCGCUCGACGUCGCCGUCGUGUCCGCCCCCGAGGCGGUCGAGCUGGAGGCGCCCUUCGAGCUGCGCUGCGUCGUCACAAACGCCAGCUCCAAGCCGCGCGAGCUGACGGCGCGGCUCGAGGCGGCGCUCGACCGGCCGAUCGUCGCGACCGGCGCGCUGCCGCGCUCGCUCGGCCUCCUCAAGCCGCAGACCUCCCUCCCCUUCACGCUCUCGCUGCUGCCGCUCGAGCCGGGCGUGCACGCGGUGUCGGGCCUGCAGCUGGUCGACGUGCAGACCGGUGAGGCGUUUGACGUCGGACCGCUCGCGCCGCUGCUCGUGCUGGGGCCGGGCGAGGCGCCGUGA